Chara braunii is the source of this 1922-nucleotide messenger RNA. Lineage: Eukaryota; Viridiplantae; Streptophyta; Charophyceae; Charales; Characeae. The record is from the annotation of a GenBank genome assembly.
CCGUUGCACCGAUUUCUGACGCUACGUUCAGCACACUGUCGUUGUCAUAACCCCUGUCCACCAGCUGUUGAGGAGAUUGGACAGGGGCGGCAUGAUCUUGUCCAUGAUUUUCUCAUGGUCGCAGGAGUUGCUGUUGCAGGUGGCUGCUGUUGACGUCCCUGAUGACAUGAGGGGGCCGUGCGUGGAGGCGGUGCAGAUCCGCACCACACAUAUGCUUGACCAUGCACAGGCUGUGGCGCACCUGCUCAACCCACGCAGACGUUCUCUCCGUUACUACGAGUCCGUCCGCAGGACAACUGCGGACCUCGAGGUGGUCACCAAGUGCGACUCGUUUCUAUUAGUGCAGACAGGCGGUGAUCCGGUGGGGGAGACAUACUUGCGGGUGCGGGAGCAGAUGCGGUCCUUCCACACUCAGAUUGGGCACAUGACAGACAGGGUGACGAGGGACGCCGAGGCAGAGGCCUGUAUCGGGGAUGACAAGACGAGCAAGUGCGCGUCCUGGUGGGUGGAGCACGGCGCAUGCUUCCCGGACUUGCAGGAGAUCGCUGACCGUGUGAUGCAUAUGUGGACGUCCGCCUCUCCUGCUGAGAGGAAUUGGGCAGAGCAUGGGCGCAUCCACACGACGAAGCGCAACAAGCUCGAGUUCAGGAAGGUUGCACAGUUAGUUGACAUUGAUACAAAUCUCAAACUACUUGGAUGCAGCGAGAGGAGGGGGAGGUACGUUCUUCCGUGGGGCCACAUUGCGACCCUGGUUGAGGCGCAGCCAGAGGAGUACACACACCCGCUGGUGGACGACGAAGAUGAGGAGGAGGAGCCUGAGCCAGAGGAGUGGGGAGCUAGACCUCAGUCAGUAGUGCCGACACAUGAGAUCAGUGCACAGGUUCGUCGCUUCCAGCAGCAGGCUGCUUGUCGCCCAGCAGGAGUUGCUGAGGUUUUCGGUGCCAGAGCCGAGAUACUCCAUCCUUACGACUACGUGCCUCCACCGCCAGCAGAGUCGGUGCAGGCGUUGGAGGACCAGACAUACACGGAGGGCGGAGAGGAUUUACCAGCCGGUGUAGAUAAGAGUGUCGAGACUCUACUACACCCUGAUCCUCCAGUUACUCAGGAGGCAGCUCCUAUGGAGGGCGAUUCGGGCGAGUUGGACGGAGGCCACAUACCCGAUGCGGAGGGGGAUGAUGGGGCGGGUGAUGCAGGGCAUCUUGCACCUGGGCACAGUGUCGGUUUAGGUGAUGUCAUCCGUGAUGAUGGGGCGGGUGAUGAUCCGGUGGAGGUCAGAGGCAGUAUGUCGUUGGCGUUGGUGUUGCGUGAUCCUUCAACGGUGGCGCACGAGGUUGUGUCACAACCUGUGGACUCAGAGGGAGGAGGUGGUGUGGAUGAGGAGGGGGAGGGUGGUACAACACAUGACCAUCAUGACCCCGUGAGAGCAGAUCUGGAGGAGGGGCAGAUUACACCGGGCCUACUCGACCCUCACGCGUUGCACCGUGCGCAAGUGGAGGAUCUGAUUAGCAGGGGACCUCCAGGAUCUCAUAGGGCCGUAGUUCGCUCGCCUCCGCUUUACACUCCUUUGAGCCCUCUGUAUUCUGGCUCUCCAGCGAGCUUGGAGUGCGAGCAGCAGCGUUCAGAAUCUAUUAGAGCAGCGGCUUUGGGUACACGCACGACUCACAUCCCCCUAGUUAGACCUCCUCCACCGGCUGCACUCCACGGUACUCCGCCACCUGCCAGGGGUAGUAUUGUCAGGAGAGGCCACAUGUCGUCGUCGUCAUCUCGCCUCGACACACAGCAAUCGCUUCACCAUCCCUGGAGCACAGUGCGACGAGUUGAUGAUGGUGUGAGGGGUGAUUUCGCGGCCCAGCGGCACGAUUGAGGGAGGACUCGGAGGAGCAGCAGAGCGCACCGAGUAUGGGGACUGCUUAUCGCAUUCU